CUCCCUCCACACACAAUCCGCGUUGCAAAACAACACACACUGCGAAAACAAACCAAACACUCGCAAAGCGGCGUUGAGGUUGAGCCAUGGCGACACAGCCUCCGACCUCUUCGAACGCCUUCUCGUUCCUCUCAAAGGGCUGGCGCGAGGUGCGUGACUCGGCGGACGCGGAUCUCCGCCUCAUGCGGGACAGGGCGAACUCGUUCAAGGACCUAGCGACGUCGUUUGACCGCGAGCUCGAGAACUUCUUCAAUUCAGCGGCGCCGCCGUUCGCGGUGCCUGCCAUGCGCUCUCCGCCGCCGAGGGAGAUCGAAUUCGUGAAGAGUCUGCGGCCGAAGUUGUCGGAGAUUCGGAGAGCGUACUCGUCCCCCGAUUUCAGCAAGAAGGUUCUGGAGAAAUGGCGCCCUAGGACGCGAAUUCGAAUCGACCUUUCCGCUAUAAAGAACGCUAUCGUGUCAGAGGAGGAUGAGGGAAUUGUGGAUUUCGGGAAGAGGGGGAAGAGGUUGAGUUUCUGGGAAGAGUGGAAAGGCGAGGGCGAGGGCGAAUCAAGGGAUUGGGAACCGAUUCGAGCCUUGAAGGCACGGCUCAAGGAGUUUGAGAAGCGUGGUUCGUCUUUUGAUGCUUUCAAGAACAGUGAAUUUCUGGAGAAAGUCAAGUCUAGUUUGAAAUCAAUGUGCAAGGAACCUGAGGAGUCAAAGGAUGUGCCACCAUUGGAUGUACCUGAACUUUUGGCCUACUUUGUAAAACAGUCCGGGCCAUUUUUGGACCAACUUGGAGUGAAAAGAGACAUAUGUGACAAGAUAGUAGAAACCUUGUAUAGCAAACGCAAAAACCAUCUUCUACUGCAUUCCCUCUCUGGGGAAGAAUCUUCUGUUCUUGGGAAUGGAAAUGUAAAUGAUGAAUUGGAUAUGCGAAUAGCAAGUGUCCUUCAGAGCACAGGGCACCGGUAUGAUGGCGGAUUCUGGACAGACCAUGGAAAGCACGAUCCAUCAGACAAUGAAAGACAUGUUGCAAUAGUCACAACAGCUAGUCUUCCUUGGAUGACUGGAACAGCAGUAAACCCACUAUUUCGAGCUGCAUAUUUAUCACAAUCUGCAAACCAGAAAGUCACUCUGCUGGUUCCAUGGCUUUGUAAAUCAGAUCAAGAACUAGUUUAUCCCAGCAAUGUCACUUUUACUUCACCAGAAGAACAGGAACUUUAUAUACGUAACUGGCUUGAGGAUAGGAUUGGUUUUAAGGCAGAUUUCAAAAUUUCUUUUUAUCCUGGGAAGUUUUCGAAAGCAAGACGGAGUAUAAUACCUGCUGGAGAUACUUCUCAAUUUAUACCAUCCAGGGAUGCUGACAUUGCUAUUCUGGAAGAACCAGAACAUUUGAAUUGGUAUCAUCAUGGCAAGCGUUGGACAGACAAAUUCAAUCAUGUUGUUGGUAUUGUCCACACAAAUUACUUGGAAUACAUCAAGAGGGAGAAAAAUGGGGCACUCCAGGCAUUCUUUGUGAAACACAUAAACAACUGGGUUACAAGAGCAUACUGCCAUAAGGUUCUUCGUCUAUCGGCUGCUACUCAGGAUUUACCCAAGUCUGUGAUUUGCAAUGUUCAUGGUGUGAAUCCCAAGUUCUUAAAAAUUGGAGAAAAGAUUGCUGCAGAGAGGGAGCUUGGGCAGAAAGCCUUUACAAAAGGGGCAUAUUUCUUGGGAAAGAUGGUAUGGGCAAAGGGAUAUAAGGAGUUGAUAGAUUUAUUGGCAAAGCAUAAGGGCGACCUUGAUGGCUUCAAGUUGGAUGUAUUUGGAAAUGGAGAGGAUGCUAAUGAAGUUCAGAGUGCAGCUAGAAGGUUGGAUUUGAAUCUCAACUUUCAGAAAGGAAGAGAUCAUGCGGACGAUUCUCUUCAUGGGUACAAAGUCUUUAUAAAUCCAAGUAUUAGCGAUGUGCUAUGCACAGCUACAGCUGAGGCACUUGCCAUGGGCAAAUUUGUAGUUUGCGCUGAUCAUCCAUCAAAUGAGUUCUUCAGGUCAUUUCCCAAUUGUUUGACUUACAAUUCAUCUGAAGAUUUUGUGGUAAAAGUAAAAGAAGCAUUAGAAAAUGAGCCUUUUCCUCUAACUCCUGAGCAAAGAUAUCAACUUUCCUGGGAGGCUGCUACUCAAAGAUUUAUGGAAUAUUCCGAGCUUGACAAAAUUCUGAACAAGGAAAAUAAUGGUGAAAAGUCAAGCGCAGAUAAUAGAAAGCUCAUUGCUAAGUCAACAUCAAUGCCUAAUCUGACAGAAGUGGUAGAUGGAGGCUUAGCAUUUGCUCACUAUUGUCUCACUGGGAAUGAAUUCCUGAGAUUAUGUACAGGAGCAAUACCCGGGACACGUGACUACGAUAAGCAGCACUGUAAAGACCUUCAUCUCUUGCCCCCACAGGUAGAAAAUCCUAUCUAUGGCUGGUGAAUGGAUUGACCUGUUUGAAUUUGUAGUGAAGGGAAAUUCGUCACUCCAGAUUAUGACUAGCAGUUCUGGAAAAACCAUCUUCUCAUAUGCCUGUAGGUAGAAAAAUUUAUAGAUGGUUGGUGAAUAGAGUUAGUAGUUUGAAUUUGUAGUUUCUGCUUUGUUUUACAGUUUGUAUUAGGUGCCUACUAAGUUUUCAAUCCUUAAAUUUUGUAGUUCUUUUUGUUUUUGUAAGUACCAAAACACGUGUAGAAAGUGAAUGUAAAGUUGUAUGGCCAAAAAUAGAACGUCCUCCCACGUAAGUUCUGGGAAUAAGCUGUAACGAAUAUGCAUCGGUUUAACAUGGAAUAAAUUGUUCAGUAUGUUAACCUCGA
Cajanus cajan (pigeon pea) is the source of this 2794-nucleotide messenger RNA. RefSeq names its product UDP-Glycosyltransferase superfamily protein (gene DGD1). NCBI's taxonomy places the organism in Eukaryota, Viridiplantae, Streptophyta, Magnoliopsida, Fabales, Fabaceae. Gene Ontology annotation, biological process: galactolipid biosynthetic process. Gene Ontology annotation, molecular function: digalactosyldiacylglycerol synthase activity. The record is from RefSeq and is a predicted model, not a curated record. Gene Ontology annotation, cellular component: chloroplast outer membrane.